Zootermopsis nevadensis is the source of this 8006-nucleotide messenger RNA. RefSeq names its product serine/threonine-protein kinase meng-po (gene meng). Gene Ontology annotation, molecular function: ATP binding; protein serine/threonine kinase activity. Gene Ontology annotation, biological process: protein phosphorylation. Lineage: Eukaryota; Metazoa; Arthropoda; Insecta; Blattodea; Termopsidae. The record is from RefSeq and is a predicted model, not a curated record.
UCUGGGAACCCUCACACUUGGUGAAACAACUGACAGCCUGAAAGCGUGACUUCAGACACAACACGAGGACACUUCUAAACCGCGUACAUGCUCCGCGUAUGUUCUGUUUGUCAGCACGUGUUAUAAGAAGAUAUAUAAUCCCCUGCAGACUUACACAGUUAUAUAACGUCAAGACAUCGAAAUCCUACUGGGAAGCCUAGGAAGGUACUGGAGGUGCAUCGCGUUUAAACAGCAGUUAAACAAGAUUUGUGGUAUAGCUGUAGCUGGCCUUCGACUGCCAAAAGCGGCCAAGGCAGAAUGAAGAACAAGGAGAAAGAGAUGGGAGUGCACAACAUCCAGAAGACAAAACUCGAUGACAUCGAUAUUUCCACAGAGUACGACAUCCGAGCCACCCUUGCCGAAGGCAGCUUCGCCAGGAUUCUACUCGUGCGACAUCGGCGCACGAGCACCAAAGUUGUGUUGAAAGCCAUCCACAUGGAACUCACUGCUGAAAAUGAGUUCGACAGAGAAUACCAUUACAGUUAUCACUUAAGUGCACACCCAAAUAUAUUAUCUGUUUAUCCUGUAGCUUUCACAACUCAGAACUGUUUCGUAUUUGCACAAGAAUACGCUCCACUUGGUGAUCUUUCUGGAUCUGUGAAGGCCGGGGGGUUGUCGGAAUUGUACUGCAAAAGAAUAGCUGAGCAACUGGUAUCAGCAGUUACAUUCCUUCAUUCACUGAAAUUAGUUCAUCGUGAUCUAAAAUUGGAAAAUAUUUUGGUAUUCGCAGCUGAUAUGACACUUAUAAAACUCUGUGAUUUUGGUGCAACCGUUCGAGAAGGUACCAUGGUAACAAAACAUCGGUGCAUAUGGCAACCAUUUCUACCACCAGAAAUAUGCGAACUAGUCAGUAACGAGAGAUACGAAUGUAAACUUUCAUCGGACUGUUGGCAACUUGGUAUAAUUUUGUUUGUAUGUUUGACCGGAUGUCCUCCGUGGCAAUCUGCUGAUAUAUCUGACAGCGAUUAUUGCAAUUUUAUGCGUUGGCAAAAGAGAAAAACGACGAAGGUACCAGUGCAAUUCCGCCCAUUUACAUCUCGUUUCCUAAGGAUGAUAAAGCGAUUAUUGGAAAGAAAGCCUGACAAGAGGUCGUCUGCGACCGAGAUUAUUAAAUAUCUGAGAGACCGUUGGAUAGACAGGAAGACAUCUGGAAAGACGUCAAGUUGUGGAGGAGGGUGUGCAUCUUCAUCUGUUAUCGAACUUUCUAGACGAGAGUCAAUCAAUAUGUAUCUGUACCAACUAGACGACAAGACGCAUUUGGUUGACGAAAGUAAAAACAGAUUAAAGAAACUGUUGAGUGGGUAUGGACUAGAGACGACAAUAGACCAGAAGGCGAUGACGAAACGAGUUUGGGAAUGGCUCCUCCAGUGUGAUUAUCAAACCACAGCAAAAUUUGAAAGUGUAUGAAGACAGGAGAUGCCUCUAAUGGCGUCAGGUCAUUUUAGAAGUGACUCUUGCGUUACUGAUAUUCGCGUAAGUGAUGAAGGCGGCACGUACCUCAUAGAGGCACCGCCCACAACUAUUAGUGCCCCGGGGGAUUUGAGACACAAUGAGAUUGGAUUUGCUUUUAGCAGGAACGAAUUCGAUGUAUCCUGGUAAAAUUAAUGACGAUGAAGGCCUCCAAAGCUCUGGGUAUCGUAAAUAAGUGACCACCGUUCUUACAAUGAGUAUUAGGUUUGUGUUAGUAUUAAACGUUUCUGUGCUAUGAAAGAUAUAUAUCGCCUUCAAAGUAGUCUCUUGUAAUCUUCUGUAUGUGACAAAUCUUUACUGGUAUUCCUUGAGACUUGAAGAUAUUUAUAUGCUUUAGUAAAAUUGAGCUGAUAAAUUUUCAUAUAAAUGUAAAGAGUAUUAGGAUUUCUUGCUGGACAAAAUGUCAGCACAGAAAUGGUUACAUUUAAAUUGUCUUGCUUAACCCUCUCCCAUAUGUUUCAGUGAACAAUGCAGAUAUAUUUUAAUUAAAUCUUAUACGAAUUCAUUAGGGUUCCGUAGAUGAGGGAUCAGUAAGUUCAAUGUCUUUACCACCGAACAAAUCAACCCUAGCGAUAACAUAUUCUGACUUAUAAUCGAGAGGUGUCCUGUUCGGAACUCGGUCGAGACACAUAUUACCCUAAUAUUUUGUGAUUUCCUUCAGCCCCUUCAGUCAGUGUUAGAAUAAGCCUUGUUUUACAUUAAAGUAUCCGUCAGCCUUUACCUCCAUCUUGCUUUACAGUUAACAGAGCGCAGUUGUCCUCUCAUAUCAUUCAAUAGCCUAACAAAUAACCUCUGCAGUUGAUUAAAUGCCAUUUUUACCACAAACUACAGUCCACGGUUUCUUUUUUGCGUAGAAUAAUAAAUUAACUUUUUAGUUAAUUAAACAUAUAAAUAUAAUAUUUAAUGUGUUUACAUUUAAAUUGUAGUCGAUUUAUUUACUAUAAUAUCGGUAUUCCAAAUGAAUAUUUCUAAAUGGGCUCACUUUGAGGAGGUUGAAAAUAAACUUAAUAAGGUGGAAGAAGUAACAUUAUCUGAAAAUUGUAAAUUUUAAGAUUUCGAGAGUUGAACUUCCUUAAUAUAAUUUUAUGUAUUUCUCUUUGCGUGGGCGAUUUGGCGGCGACCCGAUGCGUAUAUAAGUAAUUUUUUUUUUCAAAAAUAAAUUCAGCCUAGGCCUAUAUGAGGAUACUAAUUUGAUGCAUGUCCACACCACAGUUACCCACGCACAUCUUAAGAAUCUAGCAGUCAUUCGGCUAAUCAGAAUAUUCUCCGUCUUUGUAGAAACCAAAUUUUCAUGACCAUGUUCACUAAGGUCCAACACUGGACCCUAUCCUAAAUCGAUUAAAUUUACAUUUUCACGCUGCUUUUUUUAAGAUGCAUUUUAAUAUUAUCCCCUCAUCCAUUCCCAGUUCUCUGAAGUGUUGUCUUCCCCUCAGGUUAUACAUCUACGUAACCUUUUGUAUACAUUUCUCAAAUACAGUAUUACAGUGUCCUUCUAUAUUGAAUUUAAUCCACACAGCAUAUAGAUAACGAUGAAAUUUCACUAGUUAUUUUAAAUAUGGCCGUAUAUAACUGAAUAUGGCUUGCAGACAUUACUUGUAACAAAAAGAACAAAACACAGGCGAGUCAAAAUGAAUAUGUGCGUAAUUAAACAAUUUUACAAAUCACAUUAGCAAUUAUAUGAGAAUUACAGUCAAUAAUAAAAUAUAUUUUUUAUAGAAAAAACUGAUCUUCUAAAUUAGAUUAUCGACAUUUAACAAUAAACGUAAAUAUAAAUUCAUGAAAUUACUAAUCGGACUAAGCCUUUCACAGGAAAUAUAAUUCAUAAUAUUUAUCUGAGAAAGAAUAUAUAUUUCCAUUUAGCCGUCGAACACUACGAGAAAACUGUUAUAUAAAUUCUUUGUUUAAGUCACUAAAUCCUUUUACAUAUAAUACUUAUUAUUCUUUGAGUUAAAUAAUGUGAGAAAACACGAUGAUAAGGCAACUUAAUUCCUACAGAUUUUGCCAAAGUUGUAAAUAUAUUUAUUUAAUCUACAAUAAUUGAUCUCAUUAGUUAAGUAAGCGGAACUGCUAGUGCUUAUUAAAGACAUUGUUUAGUGCUUAACUUAAUUUUUUGUGUUAAAUACAGAACACAGUUGAUGUAAAUUUAAGAUAGGAUAUAUAUUUAUGAAGUGUAAAUUCCCAGGUGUAUGUAUCAAUGACAGAAUAUAUUCUGAUCAUAUCGUAUUUAUAUAUCAAGAUAACAGACUGAAUAUAAUAUCUUUAUGAAUAUAAAUAUUCUAAUGUAUUAUUUAUUAUAAUAAUAACGCAUGUUACUCAUGGGUCACAGUUUCUUUAAACGUGUCGUGCCAACAUUUUAUUCUAUUUUCGUACUUUGGUAUCUUAAGUACAAAAGAUUUAAAUCUGGAAUAGUAAAUGUCAAGAAAUGUUGAGCACCGAACAUCAAAUAAAUUAAUCAAGCAUGAUUUUAAAUUGUAAAUAUUUUUAGGUAAAUAUGUAUAUUUGUAUAAAAUGUUAUGGCAUGUGUAAAUUAGAUAUAAUUUAUGACGAUGAUGCAAACAAUUUUAGAUAAGUAGCAAAGAAAACAUGGAAGUUGUCAUUUUAGCAAUGAAGUUUUAUUUACGUCAGUGAAUAGCAUGAAACACACAACUUAAAAGUCCGAUAAAACUUGAAAUAUCUGCGUAAAAUAUACGAAUAAACUAACAUUUAUAUUUUAUAGGUUUAUAAUGAGAAGCAGAAAAUUCACAAAUUACCCCUUAUGGACUUUUAACAUUUCUAUUUCGAUUACGCAAUAAACUGUAAAUAAUUUUAAACUCGUUUUCUUAUUUUAUUUUAAAAAAAAGGCGCAUGGUAUCAUCAUGUCCAUGUGUCCUUCAGUUUGUGUAUAUUAACUUAAUAACUUUUGAAAAAUAUUUCGCUGAUUUUCCUAAGACCGCAUGAAUAUUAUCCCACCAGCAGCUUCAUUACGGCACAUACUGAAUUCCUAAAUAUUAUUUAAACGAACUUCGGCUUCAAAAGGUGACUGUCAUUUCUCCAAUUGGACUUUCACGCGGAAGAGGAAAGCACUGUACUAUUCAAAGGAAUUUCUAAAAUGAAAUACGAGUUUUAAACCCACACCGCGAGCGAAUAAUAGAUGCAAUAUUAAACAUAAUUUAACAUCAGAGGAUAAAAUAAAGUUUAGUUGGUUUCUGAUUUUUCGUCCCACGGUUUUGUUGCUAAGAUAUCGAUAUCUGAAUACAAUGUCGCGAAGAAAGUCGAUACAUAUAAAAUACUAAUAAAACGGAAUACAUGUAUCAGUAUCAAAUAGCCUACAAAUCGAUACAGUAUUUUUGGAUACGCUCUCCACAGUACAAAAAAUUUGAUAUACUUCAAAUAUUGAUAAAUAUGAGAUAUGAAUGUGAGAUUUCAGGUUCUCACGGCCGCGGAUAUGAAGAGGAUUGUGUUCUGGGAUGUUGCGCCAUGUGAUCUCUUAAAAAUUGACAGACGUUUAAGAAGUGUGUACUGCCUCCAUCAUCAGGGCGACGAUGGAAACAAGAAGUAUGUCUCAGACGUCGGUCAAUUUCUACGAGACUACAUGGAGCAGCAUCCCAGAAUACAGACAUUCUCAUGAUAUCUCAGCUUUCGACAGUGGUUAAAAUUCAGACUGUAAUUCUCUGAGUUUUCUAGAUGAUUACCACCGUUACGUAAAAACUUCUAGUCUCCAUUUUCAUGGUAGAAGAUAAAGAAAUUCCUCCGAAAUAUUGGUACGAAUGUACAAGACUACAAGAUGUCACUAACAUAUCUUCCAUGUUUUUAUCUUAAUAUAUCAGAAAAUUUGUUUAAGGUUCUAUUUUUAAAAAUAAAAAAAUAUAGAUCUUUAAAUAUAAGACAUUUACAAAUAUCUGAUAUGUAUUUUAAAACUUGUUUAUGAGUAAAACAUAUAAUAAAUAUUUGUGUUAGAAAAUACAGAUACAAUAUAUCUAAUAUUUUGUCCAAAGUUUUUCUUAUCUGGAAAACUUCGGAUUUCGGUAAUAAGCCUCGCGGAAUGUUGAAGCUUCUACAGUGAUUCGAUAAACACUGUAGUUUUCAUGUACGGGGUGAAUGCCUUUGCGGUAGCCCUUCCAUUCACCUUCUAAACCCGCAAGCGCAUUUACCUUAAAUAUGGCAGCGGCAAUGUCUGCUAAAACGUUUGAAAACAUAGUACAUUCAGCGAAACGUAUUAGUCAAAGCCAGAGUUAAACAAUAAUGCAUAUAUGUUGUAAGUAUACAUUAAUUAUGGUACUAUACAAAAGUAUACAUUAAGAAGAUUAAUUUGUUUCAUAAAUGCUAAAAUGUUAAAGUAAGACAGGCAUUGAAACUAGAAAUAUGAAUUAUAUGCACACAUACAUAAACAGCUACCGUUCAUAUGUAAGAACUGUACUUGUCGAACUAACAACUUCCCUAUGUGACUAAUUUUAAGUAUUUACAUUUUAUACACUAAUAAUUUUAAAUUAUAUCGAAAAUACAUGCUCCUUUGUACAAUACUGUACAACAAGAUAGUUGUCUUCUGGGUUGAUGCGCAGUGUAGUCCGGUAUAAGUUUACCGACGUUUCGGAGGUCCUUGUAAACUUUCACCAGACUACAUGGCGCAACAACCCAGAAGAUAACCAUCUUCAGACUCACCGCCGUGAAAACCUCAAAUCACACACUGUAUAACAAAUUUAGUACGAAUACAUUACACGACAGAAUUUUCAUUUACGUGUAUUUUCCGUGCCACUGAUUGAUAAAUAAGACGGAAAGCUUUCAAUUUUUUAACACGUUUACAACAAACUAAUCCGAACGUGUAAGCACAUUUUCUGCUAUAAUCUUAAUGUCACGUGACACCGACCAAAGUAGCUAAAAAUGCAUCGUUCCUGACAAUUACUCAGAAAGUACCCGGUUCCAGUCUCGGCUGGGCAAAAAUAUAACUCUAAUUUUUUGUCAUAGUCUUCCUCAGACCUUCCAGGAAAUGCCACUAGCCACGAAUUCUUCAUACAUAUCCUUACAAGUUCACCAUAUCAUCCAACGCUAACAUCGUGGCUGAUGUAAGGUCGUCACAUGAUGUACUAUCCACCAAUUACCAUUUAGUGACGAACAUACUUGUCAAAUAAAGGGUUAUAAUAGCCGUCAUCAAAUAACAUGCUUCACUGUCAGAACAAAAUAAUACAACGUUGUAAAACCAACCGCGAAGUCAAGGAGAUUAAAAACAACUUAGAACACGCAGCGCAGCAAACCUAGCAAUUCUGUAGUGACGGUUAGGGUCCUUCUGUAGCCUCUUGAGGCAUGCAAUUUCGUUACGGUUACUGUAAUUUAUAAAUGAGUUAUGUAAAAUUAAUUUCAAACAAGUGACAACGAUUAACUCAUAAGAUUAAAAUUACGUGUUUUAUUUAAGUCUUUCCAUGUAAACAUCUAUAGACGGAAUAGCGCAUCUAAAUAAUGUUUAAAAAUUUGGUUUCUGCGUCCAAGAAAACACUACAUAUCCGUUCCAUAUAUAAAUCGGUUAAUGCUUAUGGAAAUAUUGUUUAUUCAGAGACCCAGAUUAAAACCAAAAUUACAUUCUUUGGACAAAAUUCCGAGCUAAAGACGGCCAUACAUAUAAUUACCACUCGCUUAUAGAGUUAAAAAUUCACUUACAAAGAAUGUGUUCGCUUAAUAGCAUGUAAAUGUCAAUCCCUUCAUGGUCCAAUUUCAAUUAUCAUUAUAAUUAUCAAUGGUAAGUUCAUUUAAGGCCAUUCCGAGGAAUGCAACUUUGGCAAUGAGAUUUCUGUAACGUGUAAUACCGUGCUUUUAAUAUUUUUAAGGUCAAUACACUUGUUUUUAUAUCUUUAAAUUGUAACAGAGAUAACACACCAUAAACUACGUUACAGGCAAAGUUUAAAAUCCAGGCAUUCUAUACAAUACAAUAAUCUUUCAACGAAGCACAAAAUAUAAAGAUUAUUAUUAUUAUUAUUAUUAUACACUUUUCCUGGGCAUUUAAUAAAACUCCUACGCCCUUUACACAAUGCCAAGACUUCCGGGUAAUGUGUUAUCUUCAUUUACGAAAACUAAAUUAUUGUACUAUGCAGUACAACGAAUUUUAUUAAUUGAUUAAAUUGCUUAAAUUCCAGGGAAAACAUAACUUUUUUGUUGUAUGACGAAAGGAAAACAAAUACUAUUAAUAUAUGAUUCAUUAAAUUAUUAUUCAGUUUGAAAAUUAUGACAAAUUAAAUAAAAAGUACUUAUUAAAGGUGUCUGAUUUUUAAAAAUAAUUCUCACAAGGUUCCGCACCGUGUGAAAUGCCUAGGCAAUACUGGACGAAACAGAAGCUUAUAUUUUACGUGAUUUUUGAGGCACCCUAUUACGGAUGUUAUACUUUGCCUAUGACAAGUUUUCAUUUUAUUGUACACAUUUGUCAAAGGUCAGAGCUCAACAUGUAUACAAACUAGCCCACUGUAUAUAUACGUCUUCCACUUCAGACCUUUUUUAAUCUCGUGAGUGUGAAUAAAUGCUUAUCAGCUAUUAAA